AUGGAUCUGUCUCCAUUCAAGUUGGAUAUUGAUGAGCUUAUAAAUGAGUUUGUUGAGGGUGAGUUUACAACUUUGGCUGAUAUGAAAAGAGUAUGGCUUUCAAGGAAGUUUACCUACAUCUUUGAGGCUAGCCCUCCUACCAACUUGGCCUUCUUUAUGCAGUCGUUGUAUGCACACACAAUUGGUCACAUGCUUAACACUUCUUCUUUAUCACAAAGGCUAGGUGGCCUGUAUUGCCUUUACUGUCUUUAUGAGACUCAGCCAUUCAAGCCUCCUUUCAAAAUCUAUCUCUCUCUUGGGGAGCUGAAGAAACUCAAGAACCUUGUUAUAGAUGCAAAAGAACAUGGCAUAAAAGUAGUACCUGCUUUGGUCAAAAGGAUGCUAGAAAAGAACACGUUUCUCUUUGGAUUUGUGGACUUAAAUGAAAGCUCUGUCAAUGAGACAGUGAAGCAACUCACGGAGUUGCAGGAUGCCCGUGUGCAAGUUGCAUAUAAUAAGUUAUUUGAUGAUACUCGGAUUGAGCAGUUCCUCCAUAUGGACAUGGGUAUGGAAUUUGAUUUAGAUAUCCUCAAGAAAAUGUCAACAGAAUAUGUGGGGGCCAAGAAACAUGCCAUCAGAGAGGCAAGCGAAGUAGUAGAUGUCCAAAACAUACAGCAUAUAUCAGAUGAUAGGGAAUCUAUUGGAGAUGAAGUUGAGAGGAUCACAGAAAACUGGAAUGUCCAAAGGCAAGUGUUUUAUCAACAAACAGGACUGAAUCAACGUCAUGCUCAAAAGGAGCAGCAACAGCAACAACUGCAGUGCAAAAGCCACGAACAGCAAGAUGAUGAUGUUGGUGAUGAAUUUAGUCAUGUACUGGAACUGCAACUGAUUGAAGAAGAACAGCAACAACAAAAACAAGAGGAUGAUGAAUCUGAUCGUGAAUAG
This is a messenger RNA of Dovyalis caffra, 924 nucleotides long. The record is from the annotation of a GenBank genome assembly. Lineage: Eukaryota; Viridiplantae; Streptophyta; Magnoliopsida; Malpighiales; Salicaceae.